GGUUUUUUGACGCCUGGUCCCAAGUUGUCGUCUGCCCAUCAGCCCCGUUGGGCUUUUGGGUAGGGAAAGUAAUGUACUGUAAGAGGUACCAUGUGUGGUACCGUACCGUACUUACCUUGGCUUGGAAUUAUUUGCUAAUGAAGCUUCCCUGUAUAAGACUGAUGGCAUCUCCUCUUUCCCCCCUUUUUUUUUUUGUUUUCUUCUCAGUGCGGUCUCUCCGGAAGUCAACCUAUUUUUGAACUUGAACAUAUAAGCUCAACUGCCAACCGCUGCUGCUUGCAAAUCCAAAAAAGAACAGACUCUGCCCUAGUUUUGAUCUAGCCUUACGCCAAACAACAAAACAGCCAAGCGUUCUUUUUCCUCCAAAGAAACAUCCCGACUUCCCUCUUGCCCAGACACAACAAACCGGGACCAUCUUACUUUAGUUUACUACGCUUGGCCUAGUCCGGGGUGCACGCUUUGCCAAGUCUAGUAUCUUUUUUCCCACUUGCUUUAACACUUUCUUGGUCCUGCGUUCUUCUAGCGCCCGCUCAACCGGACACCUUCCAUCAUACCUAUCAUAGGUACCUUGACGGAGGUUGCACGGUGCUAGCGGAAAAAAGAAAGAAAGCAGCGACAGGGCCCGCGUGGUGAUUAUUCUUCUUUACUUGGGGCGCAAGCAAACAGCCAAACGCCGUUUUUGGGGGUGGAGCUGUUGCUCCUUUUUUUAGCUCGUGUCUAACGAACGCCCUUGCCUAGUCUCGGGUGUGCGCGUCCUUCCUCUUGUCUUGUCUUGUCUUGCACAAGUCGGCGAAAGAAAGGACCUAGAAACAAACCCAUUUAUACGGCUCUGGAUCCCCGUCGUUGGGCAAGAUUCUUUCGGCCGGCCUUGCGAUAGUUUUGUCUCUCUGUUUGUCUUGGCUCGAACGUCCUCUUCGAGAAGACUUAUAACCCAGACUGAAGAACGAGGUGGAAACACAUCAGAACCCACACCAGAAAUCCAAACAAGUCUUCUUUCACCCUUCUACUUCUUUUUGCCUUCUUCAACAAGAUGGCAUCCUUCAUCCGAUCCCGAGCCGACUCGGCCACAUCCUUCGCCAGCCGUUCGACAAGCUGGUCUACAUCCAGCAACGAUGACGAUGCCAUAACCCCCGUCGCACAAGAGUCAUUUUUCUCUCAUCCUGCUCCUGCUGUUGCAAUCCCUGUUGCGCCCGAGACUCCAGUACCGGAGCUCCGCCGGCCAGCCUCGGCGGCAGGCUCCAUGGACAGCCGGAGCUCAGCUUCGACCACGGCCACAUCAUCCUCGUCGUCAUCUUCUCUGUGUCCGGCGGUCGACGCCGCAGACCUCUGGCGCCGUAUGCUUGCAGUCCAGCGCAUUUACCACUGCUACAACUCGGCCCGCAUUAGCGCCGCGCUGGACAAUGAAGUCCUGCAGAAGCGCGUUCCGUCAAGAGCAUGCCUAGACCUCCUGAAUGAUGGCAUCUCACAUCUGCCCGAGGACGAGAAGCAGCAGGUGGUUUAUUUUAUUGAGCACGGCAAGGUCCAGCAGAGGAAAUCUCGGAGUUUCUGGCGGAGAAGGCUGAUUAGGACGCCAUAAGCACCAUGACCUUGUUCGAAAUUCUUACCCCCCUUUUUCUUUUCUUGCCCGAAUUUACACUCACUCUACCAACCCCAUGAUUUUACCACGGAAGAUUUCUAGCAUUGGCGCCCCAGGAGUUUAGGAUACCUAUUUCAAUUUUAUUAUACCUUUGUUAUAUUGUAUCACCUUAUUUACAUACGCAUACCCAUACCAAUAUCCCCACUGUAGCUAGAUUGAUUACGACGCAGCUUGCAGCCGUUUUGUUCGGAAAUCUUGGUAUUUGUUAUCAAAUUGACAAGCAAGUCUGGUCGACAAUUGAAUACCCUCGUUGGAAAC
Pyricularia grisea is the source of this 1894-nucleotide messenger RNA. RefSeq lists its product as uncharacterized. Lineage: Eukaryota; Fungi; Ascomycota; Sordariomycetes; Magnaporthales; Pyriculariaceae. The record is from RefSeq and is a predicted model, not a curated record. Bases 1031 to 1576 code for a protein of 181 amino acids. The transcript has 2 exons.